Messenger RNA from Bufo bufo (common toad), 2204 nucleotides. RefSeq names its product Bardet-Biedl syndrome 10 (gene BBS10). The coding region runs from base 81 to 2075 and encodes 664 amino acids. Gene Ontology annotation, molecular function: ATP binding. The record is from RefSeq and is a predicted model, not a curated record. The transcript has 3 exons. NCBI's taxonomy places the organism in Eukaryota, Metazoa, Chordata, Amphibia, Anura, Bufonidae. Gene Ontology annotation, biological process: chaperone-mediated protein complex assembly.
UCAUUGGUUCCUCCACGCUCUUUCCGGUUAGUGAUUGGCAUGGAGACGGCGAGAGGCUGACUGCUGGAGAGGUAGCAGACAUGCAAAGACAUACAGAACAUCUAGACAUUGGUAAAAUCCUGCAGGUGGCUGAGUCGUUGGAGAAUAUUCUUCAUGGCUGCUUUGGUCCUGAAGGAGGACAGGUUUUGUUUAUUAAAUCCACUGGCAAUCUUCUCAUUACCAAAGAUGGAAGACGAAUUCUGGAGUGCCUUUUAUUGGAUCACCCUGUUGCAAGAAUGAUCGUGAACUCUGCCUCCAGGCAUUACAGUAUUACUGGUGAUGGUGUGAAAUCCUUUGUUCUACUCCUAUGUGCCGUCCUCCGAGAGCUUCAGGCAGCAGCUGAUAAAAAUGAAGGUCUGCUUUUAUCUGGGAAGGCAACAGUGAAGAACCAAUAUCAAAAGCAAGGUCAUGCUUUAAGAAGAUUAAGCAAUAUGCUGUUGACCUUCCAAAGUACAGUUCUGGAUCACAUUACAGCAGAGCACCUGAGUUCACACUUUCUUUCAGUUUUCUCAAACACAGAAGGAAAUAUAAGUUUGUGUAGAGCAUCUCUACAGCAGACAUUAGAUACAUAUUUCUCUGGAAGAAUUGGGUGUAACAUCCAGGAGUUCAUUAGUAGACUUGCCUGUGAAUACCUCUAUAGUUGUUUUCUGCACGUUGCUGACCUUUCCGGUGUGAUCAGUUUAGUGAGCCAAUAUUUCUAUGAGCUACUUACAGAAGUUCCAGGACUUCCAGUAGAUAAUUCCAGGAUAUUACCCGGCGUAAUACUCCACCGGACGUUUUCUGUGUACUGCCCAGCAGAGGGGGAAGUCAGAGCGCUUAUUGUGACGGAGCAGAUCCAUCAGUGUCUGACUGAAAGAGACAUAGGUUUUCUAGUCUCCUCAGAUGUUCAGCUACAGCAGUCCCAGCUAUUCCUAAGACAGAGAACUGAACAUUUUCUGAAACAAUUGCAAAAGAAAGAAAUUAAGAUAAUAUUUUCAAGUGUUAAACAACAUGAGAUUGUACUUUACUAUGCAAAACUAAGUGGAAUAUCUAUAGUAGAUUGCUUACCAUCAGAGGAGAUUGAUCUUCUUUGCAUGAUCACCAGAGGAAUCCCGAUGUCUGGACCUUUCAGUAAUGUUCUUUUGUCUGAAACUUUUCUGGCAUCAAGUUGCAAACCCAUUGUCAUGGGUAGCAAAAAGUAUGUGCAUCUUGUUUUACAGAGUUCUCUUGCCUUCCAGCCGCACAGCCUUGUGUUAUGUGGCCCUGUGAAAGGUUUGACGGAGCAACUUGUUUCCUCCUUCCAUGGUGCUUUUAAAAUGCUAACGCAGUUAUUCCACCCGUUUAAUGGAGGUCCGGAACAGCCAACAAAUUAUGUAGACAGUUCUUUACCAAACACAGCUGAAGAACAAAGCGUAACUCGUAACGGCUGCCAGGGUGACUGUGAGUGCCAUCUAGAAAAUAAAGCCCAUGCCGUCCCUAUGCACCUCACACACUCAGAGGAAAAGGACUCAGCAUGUGCUUCUGGGGAGUGCUUAGCAAGCUAUAGUCCAUCUUCUAGAUGUGGGUACACCGGCAGUAUGUCUUUCAAUGAGGAUGGAAGAAAACAGCAUCAAGAACCAUUCAUAAUGCAUGAAAACUCUAGUAAUAUAGCCAAGUUUGCAAAUGUUGGUCUAGUAUUUCCAGGAGCUGGAACUUUCGAACUUUUGCUGAAAGAUUAUCUUCACAAAUUUGCCAAGACAUGUCAAAAUGCAGAACUGGCGUCUUUAUGUACAUUGAUUGGAAAUUCUCUUUUAUGUAUUCCCAGACAAAUCUACAAAGCAAAGACAGGACGGAUCCCCUUCUCACUGUACAGUGAACUCAAAAACACAAAACCCCUACAUGCCCUUAACGUAGUAGAGACGGGUCUUGAACCUGUUUCCUGUAAGUACCAAUUGCUAGCUUCUGUGCUCCAGUGCAUUAGUCAGCUUGUGACUAUAAACUUGAUUGUUGGUGUUAAAAAAAAACAAAGCACUGAGAGCGAAGAAACUGAUCAAGACAUGGUGACGAACGAUCUGUGAUCCUCAUGAACAACCCCAGUUUUUUGGACAACUAUAGUUAUGAGAUACCUGCUACCUGAAUCGCUUUUAAACUGACGUAACUCAUAAAGGGAAUAAUUUAUGGGAAAUUUGUAAAGAUUUUCUAUGUAU